Messenger RNA from Meloidogyne enterolobii, 471 nucleotides. The record is from the annotation of a GenBank genome assembly. Lineage: Eukaryota; Metazoa; Nematoda; Chromadorea; Rhabditida; Meloidogynidae.
AUGAAAUUAUUUAAUUUUUUCUUUUUAUUUAAUUUAAUUUUAUUUUAUUAUUCUGUAAAAUGUGAUAAUAUAGCAAAAAUAAAUUCUAAUAUUACUUAUCAAUUAAUUGAUGGUUUUGGUGGUUCUAGUGCUUGGUUAGGUAACAUACCAGAUAAAGGAAUUGAAAAUAUUUUUGGAAAACUUGGUUUAUCAAUUUUACGUGUUGGAAUUGUUGAUUUAUGUAAAAAUCAAAAAUGGGGUAAUUAUCGUUGUAUUGGACAAGAAGCAUUAACAGCACAAAAAGCAUCAAAAUAUGGAGUUAAAAUUUUUGCUUCACCAAGUACUUCACCAAUAUCAUUUAAAACAAAUAAUAAUGAAGUUAUGGGGGAACUUAAAGAAGAUAAAUACCGUAUUUCCUCAAAUAGUACGGCCGGCCGUACUAUUUUUCAACCCUCUUCUAAAGGGCCGUACUAUUUGAGGGGGCCGUACUAA